This is a messenger RNA of Protopterus annectens (West African lungfish), 816 nucleotides long. Its product is annotated as putative methyltransferase DDB_G0268948. Bases 1 to 816 code for a protein of 271 amino acids. The transcript has 6 exons. The record is from RefSeq and is a predicted model, not a curated record. Lineage: Eukaryota; Metazoa; Chordata; Ceratodontiformes; Protopteridae. Gene Ontology annotation, molecular function: S-adenosylmethionine-dependent methyltransferase activity.
AUGGCAGUUCGACUCUUUGAAGAAAAAGCGCAUGCAGCAUGUUACCAAAGGUACAGACUGCCUCCAGCAGAAGAAGUACAAAAUGUAAUCCUGUCUUAUCUAGAGAGAAAGAAAGGGAAGCCCUUUCAGCUUGCAGUAGACGUGGGCUGUGGCACAGGACUGAGUACCAGGGUACUGGCAGUCCAUUUCCAGCAGGUUGUAGGAACAGACAUCAGCAAAGCACAAAUAGAGGAGGCAAAGAAAGUCCCUGGCUUCCCAAAUGUUAUGUACAGCAUUCAUCCAGCAGAGGUAAUUCCAUGUGAGGAUUGCUCAGUGGACCUGGUUGUUGCAGCAUGUUCAGUCCAUUGGUUUGACCUUGACAAGUUUAUGGUUGAAGUAGACAGAGUUCUUAAGCAAAAUGGUUGUCUGGCAAUGUACAGCUAUUGUGUUCAGUUUGAAGUACAUUACAAGAACUGCUCAGAAAUUCUGACUCAGAUUUAUCAAGAGGCACGUGAAUUCUUGUUUCAGUAUGGAACAGAAAAACUAAAAAUUAUUCAGAAUGAAUAUAAAAAUAUCUUUAAUACCCUUACUUGUCCUGAUAAAGAAAGGCUGGACAAUAUACAUGUGUCAUAUACUGUGACUGUUUCAGAGCUGAUCGGACUGCUUUCAUCAGUUUCCAUGUACCAGACAUUCCUGAGAAAGGAUGCUUCAUCAGCCAAGGACCUGCUUCAAAGAACUGAACAGAGGCUACUGGAAACAAUGGGAGUGUCAUCUAAUCAAACUCAAGUGGAACUGAAGCAACGAUACUUCUGUGUUCUAGCCUGCAAGUCAAAGUGA